This is a messenger RNA of Spodoptera frugiperda (fall armyworm), 896 nucleotides long. RefSeq lists its product as uncharacterized. The record is from RefSeq and is a predicted model, not a curated record. The coding region runs from base 182 to 880 and encodes 232 amino acids. Lineage: Eukaryota; Metazoa; Arthropoda; Insecta; Lepidoptera; Noctuidae. The transcript is spliced from 3 exons.
AUCCACUACAAAAUUAUAAUAACAACGUCGGUACACAUCUGUAUCAAUGAGGCCAUUGAUCACGUUUUAAAAUAUAUUUUUAUAAACAUAUUAUUGUUUCAAAAGAACAAUUAAAUUGAUUUCUCUUGGAGGCUGAGCAAUGACAUUGUCUUAGUUGCAGUUUGAAAAUUAUAAGCGGAACAUGUGUCAUUCGGCAGUCAUUGCAGUCAUUGUGCUCGUCGGUGACACCACGAGAAUAGUGGCGGCAGCAGCAGAGGCCGAUGCUUGGACCACCAUGAUGGUAUCUGCUGAACCUUCCCGCAGCAAUGAAAUUGCCAACGACCAUGUUAUAAUGCAGAUAUUAACGGACCCUAUUGUUCCACAGUCGGUAACAAACGGAGACACAACAGACGAUGUCCAAGGGAAUGCAUAUAAUGGAUUCUAUUCUUCUACAGUUAACUUCAACGAUAUCUAUAGUAACAACUUGGUGGUGCUUGGUGAGGAUCCUGCCCCGCCACCGGCGCCAGCACCAGUGCCAGAACCAGCCCCACCUUCCACAGAAAAAGAAGAAGACAGUUUCCAAUUGAAAAAUUUGCCAGCGGAAUAUGUGGAGUUUCGUCCGCAAACACAAGCAGUAUCUCCCGCGACCUUACCACCGGCAAUUUAUAUAUUGAAUUCUACAUAUAUAUUAAACAUUAACACUACUGAGAGUUCUUCUACCAGUACAACAAUAACUACAGAAGUCACAGAAGAACCGGCGGAGAACAGUGUUAAAGUUAUUCCUAUAAAGAAGGAUUAUCAAAGAGGGAUUCUAGAUCUCCUGUUCCCGGCUGCAAGAGUAAAAACGUUUAAGACUGUAUUCGAUACGUUUAGACAUUUAAUGUCGCAUACGUUCCGAUAGUUUAUAAAAUUUAGUA